UGGGUCUCUUUCCAUUUCCUCCAUGACUGCUCACGCGGCAGCAGGGAGGGAUAUGUUGUUUCAUCCCAGCGCUCCUUCUGUCUGAAUCCUGCAGCUUCACCAUGGCUCUCAACAUCCCCGGCGUGGCCGUGAUGAUCUUCUUCUACCUGCUGGUCCUCGGGAUCGGAAUCUGGGCUUCCAUCAAGUCCAAAAGGGAGGCCAAGAAGGGCCAGGGGGAUAAGACGGAGAUGGCGCUGCUGGGCAACCGGGGCAUCAACCUGGUGGUCGGCAUCUUCACCAUGACAGCUACAUGGGUUGGAGGUGGAUUCAUUGUGGGCACAGCAGAGGCAGUGUACAACCCCUCCAUGGGACUGAUCUGGGCCGUGAUGCCAAUCGCAGCAACCAUGUGUUUCAUUAUUGGUGGUCUGUUCUUCGCCGAGCCGAUGAGAGACAACAAAUAUGUGACCAUGAUGGAUCCUUUCCAGAUCAAAUAUGGAAAAGUACCGACGGCGGCUCUCUCGCUGGCUUCGCUCAUAUCAGAGAUUAUGUGGGUGACGGGAACACUCAUAGGAUUAGGUGUAACCAUGAGUGUGAUCCUGGAUUUGUCCUACACUGUAAGCAUCUGGAUUUCUGCUGCUGUGGCCAUUACAUAUACUCUAAUGGGAGGCCUCUACUCUGUAGCCUACACAGACAUCAUACAGCUCAUCCUCAUCUUCAUCAGCCUGUGGCUGUGUGUACCAUUCGCCAUGAUGGGUCCUGCUGUAGUGGACAUCACAGAGACAGCUUUCAACUCCACCGUCGGGUCUCCGUGGGUUGGUACAUUGGAGGCGGACAGAGUCUGGAGAUGGAUCGAUAACUUUCUACUUCUGGGUUUGGGAAAUUUGGGUCUUCAGAAUUUCCACCAGAGGACGCUGUCAGCCUCCUCCUCGUCUACAGCCAAGAUCACCUGCUUCGCUGCCGCGUUCAUCGUUCCAACGUUAGGAAUCCCUCCUAUACUGCUCGGUGCAGUGGCUGCAUCAACAAACUGGAACUUGACCUCUUAUGGUCCUGCGUCUCCGAUUGAACGUGGGGAGAUGGGGCUCAUCCUACCCAUCGUCUUGCAGCACCUUACCCCAACCUACAUCUCCAUUAUUGGUAUUGGGGCGGUGGCUGCUGCUGUCAUGUCAUCCACUGACUCGGCCUUGCUGUCUGCAGCCUCCAUCUUCACCUCCAACAUAUAUAGGAACAUCAUCAGGACACAGGCAUCAGAGCGCGAGAUCCAGUGGGUGAUCAGGAUCUCGAUCGUGGUUGUGGGCUUGGCUGGUACGUCCCUCACCUUCCUGGAUAACAGCGUCCUGAUGAUCUGGAUGCUUCGUUCGGACCUCACCUACACUUUAAUGCUCCCACAGAUCGUCUGCGUCCUCUUCUUCAAGGUCUCCAACGGUUACGGAGCUGUCCUGGGCUGCGUGGUUGGCAUGCUUUUGCGGGUGCUGUGCGGGGAGCCGCUGCUUCAGAUUCCCCCCGUGCUCAAAUUCCCAGGAUGCACUCUGGUAAACGGCGUUUACAUCCAGCGCUCUCCAAUCAGGACCAUCUGCAUGCUGUCAGCCGUGGUGUCCAUCUUGUUGUUCUCCUACCUGUCGUCUGUGCUCUUCAACAAAGGCCUGAUUCCUGAGAAAUGGGAUGUCUUUAACGUUAAAGCUCAGUAUUCGACACAACCGCAAGAUGAGGCCAAAUAUGAAACUAAGGAGGAGAACUUAAAGGAACUCAGUGAGAACAAUGACGUGUGUGAACCGAUGUUAGAAUCGACAUGCUGAGGAAUAUUAUUGAAAUUCAUUUUUAAUCAGUACAGACUUCAAGAACAAAUGUAUUUAAUGUGUUAAACAUACUUUUAAUAACACAGAAUAUUUUGAAUUUUUGUAUAAUUUUAUACAUAGCAUAAAUGGGGGGAAAAAAACAUCACACCGUGGAUGAUAUUAUUUUUAUUAUUAUCUUAUGAAGUAUUAUUUUAUAAUGAAGUUAAUAUUAUUUUAUAGGAAACCAUAAAGGAAACCUGUGAUGAAGGUCAUAUCUUCUUAAAGAAGAGCUACGCAGCUAUCUAAUGUACACGUUUCAAUGUUGGCUUACUAUAACCUCGGUACGCAGGGUCCAGCUUAGUAUGUUGGAGAAAUAAUUUAAUUUAAUAUUGGCAGACACAUAGCAAAAGGAGUCAGACAGCGAUCACAAGCAAUAAACAACCACGACUCUUCUACCACCCGUCUUCUUUUUUCGGCUAAUCCCAAACCGGGUAGUGUUUCAUAACUGCUCCCGUGUGCUCUGGAUGUUUCUCUUGUUCCCCAACAAGUCGAACGCACAAAGAAUAAAUACCAGGAAAGCAACGUGUAGACCUCCUGAUCCAAUGCCUGAUCCACCUUGACUGGAUUUUACUGGAGAGGAGGAGCAGCAGCCCUACCUUGUGCUCGCUAUCACAGAAUCUCUGAGGCUGAGUCCAGAUGUCACAGAGAGGAAGCUCACUUUGGAAUGUCUUCAAAAAAAAAAAACAGUUCAAGGCCGAUAAGAUUAUCCAUCCAACCUCUUACGGACAAAUUAUGCAAGAACAGGUAUCUUUGAAGAUUUUGUACCUCGUCUGCAAUUCACUACCUCACCAAAGAGUAAAGGAAGUCCAAGAUUUACUUACUCACUCUCUUUUUUUUUUCUCCUGCUUUGGUGUUUUUUUUUGGUUCUGCCACGAUGUCUUGUCGAUAAAGUGGUUGCAUUGUGGGCUUUUUUGUUUUUUUGCCUGAAAGCUGUGUAACAACAUCAGCUCGACCUAAGUUUGGGAACAGAGAGGCAAUGAAAGACAGCAUCAUUCUCUUGAUAAUUAGUGGUCAUAGCAUAUGAAUGAAUCUAAAGCUGUGCUGAAGGUGAAAGUAGUAACAGCAUGUUGCUCUCAAGGUGAUCUCAGAUUUGACCACACACCACUCUGUGCUUCAGAAUCUCCAAACAAAAGGUUUGUCAUGCGAUUAGCCUGGCAUGACAAAGUGAUUUCUUCUGCAGUAACAACGCCCCUGAAUGAUUGAGGAAAAACUUUUAUUUGCCUUUGUUAAUCUCCGGUUGAAAAUAUGAUGAUGAAAUUGGUUAAUCUAAAAAUGUUAAAGGUUUCAAUGACAGUAAAAAAAAAAAAAAAAGAAAAAAAAAAGACAACUUGAGGAAUUAUGUUUUAAAAAGUAUCAAAAUGAAUGUGCAUAUAAAUGUUAUGUAAUGAAAUCCUUCACUUGUAUGAGUCCUCACAACUAUUUAGGACUCCAUAUGUGUCCUACGAGCUUCUGAUGACACGUUAAAAAAAACCCACCCUCUGCCUGAUAAGUCAACAUGGGACUGUGUGGCAUGCCAGGACAAUGACAGAUGUCCAAGACCGUCCCCUCCCCCCACCGUCCCCCCAACCCUCCUCUCUCCCUUCCCCUUGAUGUCUGCGUAAAUCUAAGUCAAACAACAAUAUAUCAGCGGUGUCUUAUAUAAGGUGACAUCUAGCUCCUGAUUUGUCUGUGUGCCAACAGCUCCGGUGGAACAAUCAUCCCACAUGACAGACUGAGAUAAAGGUCUUCUAUAAAAAGACUACAAAAGCGAGUGUCCCUCUUAUUGCUCUGGCUGCUUCCUGUGUCCUCUGUUUGAUGGUGACGUUAUAAUAUUAGCAUGCAGUGCCGGGGAGAGAAGGUGUAGUGAUAAUCAUUUUGGAUCAACGUAUCAGUCGGCUUUUACUUUUUAAUCAUCCACAAAAUACAAAAGAGGUUACUCACUGACCUUGAAUUAAUUUGUUCUUUUGCAACAUAGAUUAGGUUUUCUUUUGUUUCGUCUGGAUGAAUCUGUCAACAUUUCCUUAAUGUUUCUUUGCAACAGAAUCCAUGUUUAAGGGCAAACUUCCACAAUGAGUCUCUACUAAAGUUGCACCUGAAUAUGAGGUUUAGUGUUUUUAUGAACGUUGAAUUACAAGUGUCUUGACCCGACAGGGUUUAAACAGAAACAUAGGAAUGUAACAAUCAGCGACGGCGAAGUUAAUGCAGUGCAAACAAAACAAAAAAAAUCAGUGUCGUUAAAAGUGUGUGGCCAAUGGGAAAGUAUGCAUUCUAAAACGCAAAAAAAAAAAAAAAAACGAUAGUAGGGUUACUAAACGCACGACCUGCAUGACCAGAAGUCAUUUGUGAAUUUGUGAUGAUACACAAGAUGUUAUUUUUGAACAGAACAUGUAAAAUUUGUCAAGCUUUUCUGAACCUGGAGUUCUGCACUUGUAUUUGUUGUGAAAAAAAGAAGAGAAGAAACAAGGAUUGUAAAUUGAGAGAGGAUUUCACUUUGAGUGAUGAGAAUUUGCUGUGAAGGGGGAUAAACUACGAAAAGACACUUUGAGGGCUUAAUCCAAUUGGCUCCUGCUAUGAGUUUAUACAUUUACAUAUUAAAGCUGAUUUUCUGUGGUUCUUGAAAACACUGAAAUAAAAAUUUCAUUUCA
Molecule: messenger RNA, 4435 nt
Organism: Labrus bergylta (ballan wrasse)
Lineage: Eukaryota; Metazoa; Chordata; Actinopteri; Labriformes; Labridae
Product: high-affinity choline transporter 1
Biological process (GO): acetylcholine biosynthetic process; transmembrane transport; choline transport
Cellular component (GO): plasma membrane
Molecular function (GO): choline:sodium symporter activity
Source: RefSeq, a predicted model, not a curated record